CAUCCCCACCACCACAAUAACCACGGCGUCGGACGGCGGUGGGGGAGACGUGGUGGCGGGGAGGCCUUGUCCGGUAAGCCCUCCGCCAUCCAAAAUCCACAAGCUGGGCGGUUCGGGUACGAGUUCAAUUGACGCUGAGGAUCAGACUGAGGCCAUGGCUGCCAGGGACGGCAAGAUCGGUGAGCGGGUGGAUUCGGAUGAGGUACGCGGUGAGCAUGAGAUCACCGAAUUCAAGUGUGGCGAGGUUGUGCACGAGGAGCUUCAGAAGGACAAGAUGAACGCAGGUAAAUCAAAUCAGCAGAUCGAGAACAAGACGACCCCGGGGGAGGGGGAGGUGGAGAUGGACCUAGGCAAAUCAAACUCGAUCGUCUCCGAGCAGGAGAUCAAGGACCUUGUGCGCAGAUGGAAGAGAUGGUCGCUUUUAUGAAUUACAGGAUCAUACCAUCAGCCCCACUUAACUGCAGCAGCACCACCACCACCAAGGAGACGCCAAAAGAUGAGGAAGACAAGGUGCUGCAGUCGGGGAUCGACGGCAUCUUACAGCGGCUAGCUGAUAUGCGGCGUGACAUGUCCAAGCUCAAAUCGGAACUGGCCCCUUUCCGGCACAAGUACCCUUAUGAGAAGGUGCUGACUUCUUCAGAGGAGAGGGAGAAGAGGCUCAAGUUCAGGCAGGAGUAUGAGAAGAUGGAUAAUAAGGAGAAGGCAAGGAGGGAGAUGGAGUUCGACGUGAGUGACUUCGAGGGCUACUGUCAAGGCUUGACAUCUUUAGUUGAACACUUUGAAUUCAUGACCCUAGUGAGCCCCAUGCACUUUACACACUGCACGCCCAGACAGAUGCCACACCAUCUUGCUACCUACGGGACCACCUUGCAGAUCUUGUCUUUCAAAAUUGCCAACAUCGAUUUGGACCUGAAAUGGCCACUCCUGGAAUGGCCACUUAAAGUGUACGGCGUCGUCGCCGCACGAGACAAUGUGGAUCGUAGACGCAAUAUUCUCUUUUUGAGGGAAAGGGGGAACUUCCAAGAGAUCACCCAAGAUAAACCCUUCUUGAGCUUGACUGGCCCAACUCGUGCAAUUUUGGCUAAGGACCCUGUUAACCUCGAAGUCCAACUAAAACUUAAAGGCCCAACAGAGCCUGAAGACAGAGUGUUGAUCACUAAACGAUGCCAGUACAGUGGCUAUCAUACCGAUAAUGGUUUAUACGCUCUUACCUUGAAGAACUGUCUUUGCACAACAGAGUUAAGCCUUCAACAACUAUACCGUCAAUCAGUCCAAGCAACUUUUUUGCGUGUUGGUGGCUUUGUUAAAGGCAGUACAACCCCUUUCAUUCAUGGAGGCCGAGUUGCUUGCUCCUCACCACCCGACGAAGUCCUAGUCAUGGAUAGCCAAGGCAUAGUCACGGAAGUUAUUGAUCGUCCGUCAACCCAGGUUGUGUUGCUCAAUUCUCAUGACUGUGAUGGUGGGAAUAUGCCAAUUGGCGAAGAAGACGGAUACCUUGAUCUGUCAAGGCAUGUAGUUUCCGUUGAACUAAAGCCUGUGAGGCAGUAUUCCGAAGAAUUGGAGGAAACCCUGAAAGUUGUCAUACAAGCCUACUCAGAGUCUGGCGAUAUUGCCGCGCAAGCUCAUGUCAAGCUCAGGCCUCAGUAUUGUGGCAUAAGUCAGCAUAUAUGUGACCUCAACGGAUCUCAGGUGGAGAUUACCAUUGCUUGGUCAGCUAUUCUUCGAAGCAACAAGGUUAUUCCGUGA
Triticum aestivum (bread wheat) is the source of this 1746-nucleotide messenger RNA. RefSeq lists its product as uncharacterized. Bases 403 to 1746 code for a protein of 447 amino acids. The record is from RefSeq and is a predicted model, not a curated record. The transcript is spliced from 3 exons. Lineage: Eukaryota; Viridiplantae; Streptophyta; Magnoliopsida; Poales; Poaceae.